CGCAGUGGUCUUCCUGUGGUUGUGUUGUCUGCGUCCUAUUGGGCAGACGCAUCUUGGCCGUCGUCACACAUUACAAAUUUUCACUUUACGCGUAAAAUAUUAUUAAAACAUGUCGUCUUUGUAUAAGCCGUUUUCUGUUUCGGAAGGGCCGUGCAAAGAUGCGAUACUGAGACAAGGAUGCACGCCGCUACAGCAUCCUGCAGCGCUGACCCGGAUUCCCUCCGCCGGCGGGGGCUCGACGCGCACUUUUACCCCAAUUCCUAACAUUUAUCCAGGCCAGAGGAAUCUAGCGGCCGCAGCAAUCGGAGGGAGAAAAAUCACCCAUCCGUGGAAGGCUAUUCUUGCAGGUGGCAUUGCAGGAGGCAUUGAGAUCUGCAUCACAUUUCCAACAGAGUAUGUGAAGACCCAGCUACAAUUAGAUGAAAGAGCAAAUCCUCCACGGUACCGAGGCAUAGGUGACUGUGUUAAGCUGACGGUGCAGGAUCAUGGGUUGAGAGGUCUAUACAGAGGACUUAGUUCACUGCUUUAUGGAUCCAUCCCGAAAUCUGCAGUACGGUUUGGGACAUUUGAGGUUCUUAGUAACCCGAUGAGGGAUGCCACGGGGCGGCUUGACAAUAAAGGCAGUUUGCUGUGUGGGCUUGGAGCGGGAAUCGCAGAGGCAGUGUUGGUGGUCUGUCCAAUGGAGACAGUCAAGGUGAAAUUCAUUCAUGACCAGUGCUCUCUGAGGCCACGCUAUCAAGGGUUCUUCCAUGGUGUACGGGAAAUAAUUAGAGAUCAAGGUGUCCGAGGGACGUAUCAAGGACUGACUGCUACACUUCUGAAGCAGGGCAGCAACCAGGCUAUACGCUUUUAUGUUAUGAACUUGUUGCGCAACUGGUACAAAGGCGAUGACCCCAGACGUGACAUGCAUCUGCUAGUUACAGCGUUGUUCGGAGCAACAGCCGGGGCAGCGAGUGUUUUUGGGAACACGCCACUUGAUGUGGUGAAGACUCGAAUGCAGGUCAGCAGAGAUUGAUGCUUAUUAUUUAUUAAAUAAUUAAAAUGAA
Molecule: messenger RNA, 1046 nt
Organism: Sinocyclocheilus anshuiensis
Lineage: Eukaryota; Metazoa; Chordata; Actinopteri; Cypriniformes; Cyprinidae
Product: tricarboxylate transport protein, mitochondrial-like
Exons: 7
Coding region: 110-1015 (301 amino acids)
Biological process (GO): mitochondrial citrate transmembrane transport
Cellular component (GO): mitochondrion
Molecular function (GO): citrate secondary active transmembrane transporter activity
Source: RefSeq, a predicted model, not a curated record